Messenger RNA from Lingula anatina, 2832 nucleotides. RefSeq names its product xanthine dehydrogenase/oxidase-like. Lineage: Eukaryota; Metazoa; Brachiopoda; Lingulata; Lingulida; Lingulidae. Gene Ontology annotation, molecular function: FAD binding; oxidoreductase activity; 2 iron, 2 sulfur cluster binding. The record is from RefSeq and is a predicted model, not a curated record.
AUGCUAAAGACGAUAACUAUCUUCUUGUUUGGCAACAUUUUCAGUUAUGAGGGUGGCCAGAGAAAUGCUACUUUAGACAACACCUUUUACAUAAGGCGCGGAAAUUGGAAUAUUAAAGCCGAUGAGAUUGUAUUGUCUGUUUUCAUCCCCUUUUCCAAAAAGAAUGAAUUUGUGUUCGGAUACAAGCAGGCACAGCGCAGAGAAAAUGCAGCAGCAAUAGUGAACGCUGGGAUGAGAGUCCUAUUUGAAGAUGAUACCGAUAUUAUUAAAGAAAUGUCAGUUGCCUUUGGUGGCAUGUCUGAAACAUCUUCGUUGGCCCUAACAACAUCUAGGGGAAGUGUUGGAAGAAAAUGGGAAGAUCAGCUAACAUUAGAUGUAGUCCAAUGGCUGGCGGAAGACUUCCCAUCACCACCAGAGGGCAUUAGUGGUCAGAUGCCCUACAAGAGAGCAUUGGCUUGCAGUUUCUUUUUCAAGUUUUUCCACAGGGUGCAAUUAGAAUUGCGCAAAGGGUCUGGGAUGGAAGAUGCAACAGUAUCACCCCGUCAAACACUUCCCAGUCUGACACGUAGUAUCAGCCGAGGUACACAGGUGUUUGAGGAAGUCCCUCCUGACCAGCCAAAACACGACGCAGUUGGACGCCCACUGCAGCACAAGGCAAGCUUGCAACACGCCACCGGAGAAGCUCAAUAUUGUGACGACAUGCCACUGGUUGACGGUGAGUUGCACUUGGCAUUGGUGACCAGCACCAGAGCCCACGCCAAGAUCCUCUCCAUUGACACUAGUGAAGCACUUGCUUUGCCUGGAGUAGAGGCCUUCUUUGGCCACAAGGAUGUACCAGGUUCCAAUAUAAGGAUAGUUCUGUCAUCUGGGGAGGAGAUUUUUGCUUCAGAGGAGGUGACGUGUUACGGCCAGGUGAUAGGUGCCAUAGUGGCUGACACCAAGACGCAUGCGCAGAGAGCAGCGAAGGCCGUAAAAAUUGAGUACGAAGACCUUCCAACAGUGUUCACAAUAGAGGAAGCAAUUGCCAAAGAGUCUUACUACCCACACGAAGCGAAGGCCCUCAUCAAGUCAGGUGAUACAGAACGUGGCUUUGAGCAGGCUGACCACAUCUUAGAGGGGGAGAUCAAAGGAGGGGGGCAGGAACAUUUUUAUCUUGAGACUCACGUGGCGAGAGUCGUACCUAGAGGAGAAGAUGGAGAAAUUGAAAUAUUUUGUAGUACGCAGUCUCCGUCGACUGCUCAGGCAAUUGUUGCUAGAGCCCUUGGCUUACCGAUGAACAGAGUGUGUAUCAGGACAAAAAGGCUAGGUGGGGGUUUUGGAGGAAAGGAAACCCGUUAUGUGACUCUGAUACCAGUAGCUAUCGCUGCUUUCAAGUUGAACCGCCCAGUCCGUGGUAUGUUGGAUAGAGACGAGGAUAUGCUGAUAUCAGGGGGACGACAUCCUUUCCUUGGAAAGUACAAGGUUGGCAUUGACAGCGUUGGUCGUUUCAAAGCCUUGGAGGCCACAGUUUUCUUGAAUGCAGGAAAUACUUCUGAUAUGUCACCGGAAGUCGUCAGUGCAUCACUAUACUGUUUUGACAACUGUUACCAUAUUCCAAACAUUGUACUAACUGGUAUCCUGUGUAAGACCAACUUGCCCUCAAACACGGCAUUCAGGGGGUUUGGUGCCCCUCAGUCAAUGCUGGUCAUGGAGAAUAUAAUUGAAGAUGUCGCCGUCAGUCUGAAUAUUCCCUCACACAGGGGGGCAGCACUUGUUCAUGUGUACCAAGAGGAUGGUUCAGUUCUGAUAACACAUGGUGGUGUAGAGAUGGGACAAGGAUUACACACUAAGAUGAUACAGGUUGCCAGUCGAGCAUUACAGGUCCCAGUCCACAAGUUCCACAUCAAUGAAACCACCACCAGCUCUGUUCCUAACACCACUGUCACAGCUGCCAGCACAGGAUCGGAUCUCAACGGCAUGGCUGUAUUGAAUGCAUGUAAGACGUUAAGACGCCGACUUGAGCCGUAUAUAGCCGGUAAUCCUGGUGGAUCAUGGGAAGAUAGGGUUAAAGCUGCCUAUAUGGACAGAAUCAGCCUGUCUGCAACAGGUUAUUACAAGGUCCCAGAUACCUGGGACGAUAACUAUGUACCCGUAGAAGGACAGCAAACCACGCAGAGGUACUACACAUACGGCGCUGCUUGCUCCGUGGUUGAAAUAGAUUGCCUAACCGGAGACCAUGUGUCUGUAGUAUUUAUUUACCUAUUGUCAUGCAAUAGCGUAACGGACCAGGCGUCUAGCCUAAAGUCAAAGAAGAGUAAAUAUAUCCUGGCGUUCUACAAAUAUCUCUAUAUAACAUCUAAGGUGCUGCGAACAGAUAUCGUUAUGGAUGUUGGAAGAAGUUUGAAUCCAGCCAUUGAUAUUGGACAGAUAGAGGGAGCCUUUGCGCAGGGCUAUGGGUUAUUCACCAUCGAACAACUGAGAUACUCUUCUGAGGGAAGACUGAUAACUAAUGGUCCAAACACAUACAAGAUCACUGGUUAUGGAGACAUCCCCGUUGAAUUCAAUGUGUCUUUACUGAAAGGUGCUUCCAAUCCCAAAGCAGUAUAUUCUUCCAAAGGUAUAGGUGAACCCCCUUUGUUCCUGGCGUCCUCAGUGUUCUUUGCCAUCAAGGAUGCCAUAUCGUCUGCUAGAGCCGAGUCCGGUUUGAAAGGGAGGUUCCGAUUGGACAGUCCAGCCACAGCUGAGAGGAUCAGGAUGGCAUGUGAGGACCAGUUUACACGCCAGCCUUAUUCUAGUUUGCGGGGUCUCCCUCUCCUAGACUUCAUCCGGCCAAACUUUAACUGUGUAAAAUAA